Messenger RNA from Nilaparvata lugens (brown planthopper), 1001 nucleotides. RefSeq lists its product as uncharacterized. The transcript is spliced from 2 exons. Gene Ontology annotation, biological process: proteolysis. The coding region runs from base 29 to 964 and encodes 311 amino acids. NCBI's taxonomy places the organism in Eukaryota, Metazoa, Arthropoda, Insecta, Hemiptera, Delphacidae. Gene Ontology annotation, molecular function: cysteine-type peptidase activity; deNEDDylase activity. The record is from RefSeq and is a predicted model, not a curated record.
UUCUGCUUGUCUCACCAAAUGUAAUAAUAUGAACUCGGCAAUAAAGCAGUGCAAAACGGCAAAAGGUAUUCCGGCUAUAUUAUACAAAGGUAUUAAAUUUGGAAAGGACUCACACACUGUAAAAGGUGAUAUUACGUGGAAAUGCUUGAAAAAGAACUGUACUUUUACGAUAAAAACUAGUUCGGAUACUUCUGUGAUUCAUAGUUUAACGGGUCAACAUUCGCAUGAAACAGUGUCAUAUACCGAAAAUGAUGCUGCUCCCAGCUUGGAACAGGAGAAUGAACACUUAAAGGCGCGAAUCAAAGUUCUGGAAGAACAAUGGAAUGCCGCAAUUAAUCGGUCUAUGGAUCUUGAUAUUCGCCUCAUGGAAUUAUCAUCUUGUGAGUCGCGAAUGAAUGAUAAAACUGAAAAUGUGGAUAAUUUCACACACGUAAAUUCACUUAUAGAUCGAUUGAGCCAGUUUCUUAGAACGGAACUCCUUUCUGAUGCGGACAUUGACUGUUUUUGUAGUUAUUUAAUUGAUUCGUUUCCAGGAAAUUAUGUGGUCCUACCAGCAGUAACAGCAAUGAUCAUCAAUGACGCGGAAGCUGAUUUAUCAUUCUUAAGAAAUAAUGUAAAAGAAAAUAAUUUCACUGCUUUCGUGAUAAAUGACGGUCGGCAGGAAGAAGCAAAUGACGGCUGGUGUGGUUCUCAUUGGAGUGUUGUUGUUUAUGAUUCUUUACACUGUAAAUUUUAUAUUCUGGACUCAAUGAACAAAUGUAAUGAGAGAUUUUCCAUGUCUCUGAUAAGAAGAGUUAGCUCAAUCCUAACCUACAAGAAGAUAAUUACCCUUCCAUGUCCUCAACAGACUAAUAACUACGAUUGCGGUGUUUUUGCAAUGUAUUUUUUGGAAGAAGUAUUUAAAUAUAGGAAAAUGUGUAGUUCAACCUGUCUCGAGGAUGGUCUCUCUCUUAAAGUCAGCUAGCAUGAAACCAUUAAAAAACGUAGUCAGAAUCUUUGGC